This is a messenger RNA of Sarcophilus harrisii (Tasmanian devil), 3561 nucleotides long. RefSeq names its product membrane palmitoylated protein 3 (gene MPP3). The record is from RefSeq and is a predicted model, not a curated record. Gene Ontology annotation, cellular component: plasma membrane; cell-cell junction. The transcript has 19 exons. Gene Ontology annotation, molecular function: protein binding. The coding region runs from base 333 to 2081 and encodes 582 amino acids. Lineage: Eukaryota; Metazoa; Chordata; Mammalia; Dasyuromorphia; Dasyuridae.
GAGAGGCUCUUUCGGAGAUGAGCAGGGAGGAAAGAUGGGGCGAGCUAGAGGGGCGGCGCCACACUCUGUGGGGGAUCAGAUCUGUCUCCUACUGUUCCGUUCAGCUCUUUCUCCUCCUCCACCCACACGCUACCCGACGGCGGCAGCGCAGGGAGGAGCCAGGGAAGGCGGAGCGAGAGGCUGGAACGGCCUGGGCAAAAGAGCAGCCCCAGCUUUUGGACAGCAACCCCCAGCGCCUGGACCCUGGACCCCGCUUGGCAGAGCUCUAAAACUGAGGGCAACAGAAGAAGAAGCCUCAUUUUAACCAGAAAGUUUCCUUUGGGAGGACAAGCAUGCCAGUGCUGUCUGAAGAUUCAGGGUUGCAUGAAACCCUGGCCCUAUUGACCUCUCAGCUCAGACCAGACUCCAACCAUAAAGAAGAAAUGGGGUUCUUGAGAGAUGUCUUUAGUGAGAAAAGCCUCAGUUACUUAAUGAAGAUUCAUGAGAAACUUCGCUAUUAUGAGAGACAGAGCCCAACUCCUGUUCUGCACAGUGCCACUGCCCUUGCAGAAGAUGUUAUAGAAGAGCUACAAGCUGCAUCAGUUCACAGUGAUGAGAGGGAGUUGCUCCAGCUGCUGUCCACUCCCCAUCUCAGGGCUGUGCUCAUGGUACAUGAUACUGUUGCUCAGAAGAAUUUUGACCCUGUUCUUCCCCCUCUGCCUGAGAAUAUCGAGGAAGAUUUUAAUGAGGAGUCAGUGAAAAUUGUCCGUCUUGUGAAAAACAAAGAACCUCUGGGUGCUACUAUCAGGAGGGAUGAACACUCAGGGGCAGUCAUUGUGGCCAGAAUUAUGAGAGGGGGUGCAGCCGAUCGGAGUGGUUUGGUACAUGUUGGGGAUGAGCUGAGGGAAGUCAAUGGGAUUGUGGUCCUGCAUAAGCGGCCGGAUGAAAUCAGUCAAAUUCUGGCCCAGUCCCAAGGAUCUAUCACUUUAAAAAUCAUUCCAGCCAUCAAAGAAGAAGAUCGAUUAAAAGAUAGCAAGGUAUUCAUGAGGGCUCUCUUCCACUACAACCCCAGGGAGGACAAAGCUAUCCCCUGUCAGGAGGCAGGGUUACCCUUUCAGAGACGACAUAUCCUUGAAGUGGUGAGCCAAGAUGACCCCACAUGGUGGCAGGCGAAGCGUGUAGGGGACACCAACCUCCGUGCCGGUCUCAUUCCCUCCAAGCAGUUCCAAGAAAGGCGCUUGACCUACAGGAGAGCCAUGGGUACUUUGCAGAGCCCACGGAGCAUCAAAAAGCCAUCGUAUGAUCAGUCUUGUGAUAAAGAGAACUGUGACUGUGAGGGUUACUACAAUGGACAUUACAUCGCUGGGCUCCGGAGGAGCUUCAGGUUGAGCCGCAAAGAAAGACCUAGCAGUCAAAACGAAGGCAAGGUGCCAGAGCCUCCUGAGCUCCUGACAUAUGAAGAAGUGACUAAAUACCAACAUCAGCCUGGAGAGAGACACCGGCUCGUGGUCCUAAUUGGUUCUGUGGGUGCCAGACUGAAUGAGCUAAAACAGAAGGUGGUGGCUGAGAAUCCCCAACAAUAUGGCGUGGCUGUUCCACAUACAACCAGGACCCGGAAGAGUCAUGAAAAAGAAGGAGUGGAAUAUAAUUUUGUUUCUAAACAAGCAUUUGAGGCUGAUUUGCACCAUAACAAAUUCCUGGAGCAUGGAGAAUACAAAGAAAAUCUCUAUGGUACCAGCCUGGAGGCGAUUCAGUCUGUUAUAGCCCAAAACAAAGUUUGUUUGGUGGAUGUGGAACCAGAAGCAAUAAAACAGUUAAGGACUCCUGAGUUUAAACCCUACAUUAUAUUUGUAAAACCUUGCAUCCAAGAAGGGAAGAGGAACUCAUCAAUGUCACCAACUUCUGAAGAAACUUCAGGUCCUCUUAGUGAAGAGCAACAGGAGAUGCUCUCCUCAGCAGCCUUCAUUGAUCAGCAUUAUGGCCAUUUGGUGGAUGCAGUCUUGGUGAAUGAAGAUCUCCAGAGUACAUACAAUGAACUCAAAGGGGUCUUAGAGAAGCUGAGCAAAGCCUCUCACUGGGUUCCAGUCAACUGGGUCAGGUAAUUCCAUCUUGCAUCGAUGUCUGCCAUCAUCAACCUUGUACAGAAGAAGUUUAUAAGUGGGAAAUAAUCUUUUUUAAAAUUCAAACCUGGCCCCCUUUGGAUCAGGGCAAUCAUUGGAGAUGAAGGUGUUCUAAGAACAACAUGUUUUUGGUCCUGAAAAUAUCAAAGACAAAAGUUGAUACUGAUGCUUUGUACCAUAGUUCAGUAGCUGUUCUAAUUAAGUUGGAAACCUUAAUUAAAUUAAUUAAAUUUGAUAUCGAAUCUUUAAGCCUUGACAAUAAGGUCAGCCUUCAUUUAUUCAACACUAUCAAGAAAAGAGGUGUUUCUAAUGAGUGAAUUUUCCACAUAAUUAAAAAGAGGCAUCCCUCCUGCCCUUUCAACAAGAAAAACUAUCAGAAUCAUGUUGAAUGAAUGUCUUAAUAAAAGGUAUUACACAUUUCCUUAUUCUACUAAACCAUAUAGAAAGGAAAGUGUUUCUCAUGAGUGAAUUUUUCACAUAAUUAAAGAGUCGUCCUUCUGCCCUUUCAACAAGAAAAACUAUCAGAAUUAUAUUGAAUGAAAUGUCUUAACAGCUAUUUUACAUUUUUCCUAUCCUACUAAAUCAUAUAGAGAAUUUGCAUGGAAUAAUUAAUGUAUAUAGAGGACGACCAGGGAGAAAGGACCUGGGUUGUUUCUGAUACAAGGGGGGCAAGACAUAUAACCUCCAAGUCCUUGAAGCAAGGAUUCUCUAAGAUUUUAAAUUGCAGAAAAGGUAAGAGCUGCUGCUGCAUGAGAAGAAGUAAUCCCUUCACCUGAGAAUUCCCUUUACCAAUGAAAUGUCAAGAACAGGAAGAAUCUGUGGUAAUUGAUGCCCAGCAAUGAAGGUGGUUUAUGCCCACUUCUUUUCUCAUGACUUAGUAUUUGGGAGGAGCUCUUUGCCCAAUUCUAAUCGGACUCAGCCAUGAUUUUUGAAAUUAUAGUUUUUCCUCCCUUCUUCUCUAAAGUUGGCAUUUAUGUUGAAAGUACAAAUAAGAGUCAGAAUGAUUCCAAUGGAGUUGUCGUAAGCCCAAUGAAAUACAUGCUGGAUUUAAGACAGAGGAACCUGGACUAAGAUCAUCCUUCUGUCACUAGUUUGGGCAAAUCAGUCUGGACUUCUAGAUGGUGGUGAGAGUAGAUGAAUUCUAACAUUCCUUCUGACUCUGUAUGAUUCUGCAUAAAACACGUCAGCUAAUCUUGAGUAUAUGAACUUUCUUUUGACUUUUCAGAAGCAUUUUCCCCCAUAUUUCUGAGUUCUUGACUAUGAUAUAAAAUUGUGGGUGCCAAAAAAUAAAUGAAAUACUGCUGGAUUCUUCUCAAUAUUAUUGAGACUGAAAAAAAAAGGGCUGGAAACCAAAACAAAAGCAAAUAUUUUUGACCCUUCCAGAGGACUUCAACGGACUAAUAAAAGUAAAAUAAAUCAGAGGGGGAAAGGCAAUUAUCCUAAUUUAGCCCCUUUCAAUUUU